Saitoella complicata NRRL Y-17804 is the source of this 1177-nucleotide messenger RNA. Its product is annotated as glutamine synthetase. The record is from RefSeq and is a predicted model, not a curated record. The transcript is spliced from 3 exons. Lineage: Eukaryota; Fungi; Ascomycota; Saitoellomycetes; Saitoellales; Saitoellaceae. Gene Ontology annotation, cellular component: cytoplasm. Bases 92 to 1177 code for a protein of 361 amino acids. Gene Ontology annotation, molecular function: glutamine synthetase activity.
CCGUGAACGCUUGCGACUCGUCGUUUGCUUCUAAUCAAUCAGAUCUAUUCGUCGUUUUCGCAGUUGAAGGAGCAGCAUACAAUCUACUAAGAUGGCCGGCACAUCUACUACCGUUUCCUACACCGCCAACCUUCUCAAGUACAUGGAUCUUGACCAGGGUGGUAAGAUCCAGGCUGAGUACGUCUGGGUUGAUGGUACCAACGGAUUGAGGUCCAAGACCACUACUCUCGACAAGAUCCCCGAGUCCAUCGACGACUUGAAGGAGUGGAACUUUGACGGUUCUUCCACCGGUCAAGCUCCCGGUCACGACUCAGAUAUCUACCUCCGCCCUUGUGCCAUCUUCCGUGACCCCUUCCGCAAGGGUGACAACAUCAUCGUCCUCGCCGACUGCUACAACUCCGAUGGUUCCCCCAACAAGUUCAACUACCGUUACGAGUGUGCCCGUCUCAUGAAGCAGCACGCCGACCACGUUCCCUGGUUCGGUAUUGAGCAGGAGUACACCCUCCUCGGCAAGGACGGCCGUCCCUACGGCUGGCCCGAAGGCGGUUUCCCCGGUCCCCAGGGCCCUUACUACUGUGCCAUCGGUACCGGAAAGGUCUACUGCCGUGACAUCGUCGAGGCUCACUACCGUGCCUGUCUCUACGCCGGUGUCAACAUCUCCGGAAUCAACGCCGAGGUCAUGCCAUCGCAGUGGGAGUUCCAGGUCGGUCCCUGUACCGGAAUCGACGCCGGAGACCAGAUGUGGAUCGCCAGAUACCUUCUCGAGCGCGUCGCCGAGGAGUUCGGUGUCACCAUCUCUUACCACCCCAAGGCCGUCCCCGGAGACUGGAACGGUGCUGGAGCUCACACCAACUUCUCCACCAAGGAGAUGCGUGAGGAGGGCGGUAUGAAGCACAUCAUGUCCGCGAUCGAGAAGUUGAGCAAGAGGCACAAGGAGCACAUCGCCGUCUACGGAUCUGAUAACGAGCUUCGUUUGACUGGUCGUCAUGAGACUGGUCACAUCGAUGAUUUCUCGUUCGGUGUUGCCAACCGUGGCUCAAGUAUUCGUAUUCCUAGGAGCGUUGCUAAGGAUGGAUACGGAUACCUCGAGGACCGUAGGCCCGCAUCUAACAUUGAUCCUUAUCAGGUCACUGGUAUCAUUGCCGAGACUACCUGCGGUGCUGUCGAUGAUGCUUAA